This is a messenger RNA of Letharia columbiana, 1677 nucleotides long. RefSeq lists its product as uncharacterized. Gene Ontology annotation, biological process: tRNA processing. The coding region runs from base 1 to 1677 and encodes 558 amino acids. The record is from RefSeq and is a predicted model, not a curated record. Lineage: Eukaryota; Fungi; Ascomycota; Lecanoromycetes; Lecanorales; Parmeliaceae. The transcript has a single exon. Gene Ontology annotation, molecular function: tRNA (uracil(54)-C5)-methyltransferase activity, S-adenosyl methionine-dependent.
AUGACAAAGAAGCAGUAUCACCAAGGCAAAGCUGCGAAGCGCCAGAAACUUGCAUCGAAGCCCGUCAAUGACGGAUCAAAUGAAGUGGUGCUCUUAGCGGACAUAAAAUCUCUGCUGUCACAACAUAGAGCACUGGAGCAAGCUGAGCAAACUGACGAAAGCACUGGUGACGGAAAACCCACAGAAACCCUUUCAUACUCUCCGCCAGAGCGUUUCACGGUCGUCGAGGUGAAGAUUUCUGAAUUAUCUUCUACUGGUGACGGCCUGGGUCUUUCAUCCACGUCUGACCAUGUCUACGUCGUACCAUUUACAGUGCCUGGGGAUCUCGUACAAGCGAAAGUCAUCAAUCAAUUUCCUCAGGCGCAUUAUACACUGACAGAUUUCGUCAAAGUCAUUAUACCUGCGCCUCAGCGCGAUGAUAGUCUUGCUGAGUGCCCGUAUUUUGCCAAAUGUGCGGGCUGUCAGAUUCAGAUGCUGCCAUACAAUCUGCAAUUACAGCACAAGAAAACAGUUGUUGAGAAGGCAUACCGCAGCUUCUCCGGCUUGACGCCAAAUGUCAUCCCUACUGUUGACGAGACAAUCGGAUCGCCUCUGCAGUAUGGUUAUCGCACGAAGUUGACGCCGCAUUUCGAUGGACCGCCAGGGAGCAUGACGAGGAAAGCCAAGCGGAGCGAUCCAUCAGAGCGAAAAAGGUUUGGGGAAGUCCCACCAAUAGGCUUCCAGCUGAAGGGUACCCGCAAGACAAUUGAUAUAGAGGACUGUCCAAUUGGCACGGAUGCAGUCAGAGAAGGCAUGAGGACUGAGCGGAAGCGAAUUAGUGAAGAGAUCGCGAAUUACACGAAGGGAGCAACCAUUCUACUCCGAGAGAGCACCUGGAGGAAGCCAAAACCACAACCAGAGCAAGAAGAAUCAGACUUAGAUCUUGGCCAGGCUGACAACAUGGGUGCUUCAUUGGAGACGGAACCUCCGUCAAAGACUGCGAACGAAGCCAACGUAAACGGUAGCCAUCAUGAACCUUCAACAUUUACGGAAAAGAAGACCUGCAUAACAGACCAAAGAGCUAUCUCGACAGAGUACAUUGACGACUUCGAAUUCCGCAAUACAGCUGGUGCUUUCUUUCAAAAUAAUAAUUCAAUUCUCCCGAAAUUUACCGAGUACAUCCGGCAGCGCAUAAUUCCAGGAUCAUCGAAAGAGAAUGAGAAACCCAUCAAGUAUUUGAUCGAUGCUUACUGCGGCUCUGGGCUCUUCACCGUUACUCUUUCAUCACUGUUUUCUUCAUCGAUGGGUAUCGACAUUGCUGGAGCCUCAAUUGUCUCCGCCAGAGAAAAUGCCGCCGCCAACAAAGUGUCUAACGCAUCAUUCAUGACCGCAGAUGCAUCAAAGCUCUUUGAGCAAGUGACAUACCCACCUGAAAAGACCGUUGUGAUAAUUGAUCCGCCGAGGAAAGGCUGUGACGACCCUUUCCUACAACAGCUGCUCAAAUUUGGCCCUCGCAGAAUCGUCUAUGUCAGCUGCAAUGUACAUACACAAGCCAGGGAUGUUGGAGCUCUGGUCGAAGGUGUGGGAGACUGCAGGUACGAGAUUGAGAGUCUUCAGGGAUUCGACUUCUUCCCACAGACCGGUCAUGUUGAAGGUGUUGCUAUCCUUGCUCGGACUACCGCUCACAACCCAAUGUGA